Messenger RNA from Salvelinus namaycush (lake trout), 1977 nucleotides. Its product is annotated as F-box only protein 44-like. The record is from RefSeq and is a predicted model, not a curated record. The transcript is spliced from 6 exons. Gene Ontology annotation, biological process: SCF-dependent proteasomal ubiquitin-dependent protein catabolic process; glycoprotein catabolic process. Lineage: Eukaryota; Metazoa; Chordata; Actinopteri; Salmoniformes; Salmonidae. Gene Ontology annotation, molecular function: ubiquitin protein ligase activity; protein binding. Bases 313 to 1467 code for a protein of 384 amino acids. Gene Ontology annotation, cellular component: SCF ubiquitin ligase complex; cytoplasm.
GGGGCGAGGAAGGAAAACGAACAAAAAUGCUGUAAACUUAUGUUAAGUCGUGCUGACUUGAUUAAAAUGCAAGUAAACAGUACCUUUCGCGUUGGAGUUAAUAGUACAAGCUCAUAGAAAGGGUAACACAUUUGGAGGCACAGCUGGGAGUUAUUUACAUGUGAGCACCGGCCCAUAUUCAUUGAACGGACAACGAGUGAGAGACGUUUGAGAGUAACUAGCUAGCUAACGUUAGCGGGCUAACCACGCAACGGAUUUCUAGCUAUCUUGCCAUUUCCUCCAUUGUCGUUGUUUCCACGUGAGUAGGAAAAUAUGAAUCGAGAAAGGGAAACGUUGUUGGAUGAAAUCGAACAGAGUUUAUGGACUUUAACUGAGGACAAUUUACGGCACCUGUGUGUACGUUGUGGAAUAGGAGGUGUAGAUGACUCUGAAGUGAAAGGAAAGAGCCGUCGCGCAUUGCGGCGCAAACUGAUUCAAGAUUACUGUGAGAAGGAGGAUUUAAUGGAAUCAGAGGACGAGGGAAUGUUUUGUCUGUUACAACUGAAAGACGAAAUAAAAGUAAUAUCGGACUCGGAGGAUGCUGCAAAACGUCUGCCUACAAGUCCUAGCCAGUCGGCACCAACGACGCAAUUGGACAGCGAACCCAGCGGAGAGACAGGAGCUGCGGCAGGACGAAAAGAGGAGGUAGGGGCUCCUCAGUCCAGCAGAAAGUUCACAGGCAUGCUACCUGUGCUCCCUCUAGAAGUCCUGGAGGAGAUGCUCCUAAAUGUCCCUCCACAGCAGGUGGUGUGUGUCUGUCGACUUGUGUGUCGUGAGUGGAAAGAAGUGGUGGACAGUGAUUCUCUUUGGAGAGAGAGGUGCCGAAGAGAAGGAUACCAGACAUAUGUGACUAAACUACCUAAAGACUGGCGUUUGUUUUACUUCUUGUGUAAGAAGAGACGUAAUCUUCUCAAGAACCCCAGAGCAGAUGAUAAAUUCAAGGGCUGGCAAAUUAUUGAGAAUGGAGGGGAUAAAUGGAAAAUAGAGUCAGUGGAAGAAGUGCCGCUUCCUGACAACACGGUCCAAAAAUACUUUGCGACUUCUUACUCGACCUGCAGGAAGUCUCAGCUGAUUGACUUGGAGAAAGAGGGUUACAGGCCUUCUUUCAUGGAUGACUUUCAACCCGACAUCAUUAUAUCCGACUGGUAUGCUCCACGGAGGGAAUGUGGCGCUAAAUAUGAGAUCUGUGUUGAGUUGCUAAAUCAUAAGAAGCAGCCAAUUAAGAAGUUUAGUCCAGGAACUGUCAUCUUUCAAAACUGGGAUGAUCAUAAAUGGAAUCAGAUGACUCAUGUGUUCAAGAAUUAUGGACCAGGUGUGCGGUACAUCCGAUUCAUUCAUGGAGGAAAGGAUACUCUGUACUGGGCCGGCUGGUAUGGAAUUCGGGUCACCAACAGUAGCAUCGAGAUCUGCCCAUCGGUGGACAGAUAGCUUUCGGUGUUCCCAUUUACUCUCCCAAGAGGUGACAUGUGAAUAUUGUGCCCACCUGCAAGCUUAACUUUAGCAUCUGAAACGUACCUUAGCAUAGUGUACACCUUGUUCUGUCUUUUCUGCCUUUGGCACCCUGUUUCCAUGUGGAUAUAGAUGAUUCUAGCUAUAGAAUAUAUACUUUUUUAUAUAUUAAUAUUCAUUUUCCCCUAGUCUGAUUUAGUGCCUGUUUUUGUCCACUGUGUUCUAGUGAGUCCUUGUGGACACUGUAGAGAGAAACAGAAGACAAGAACGUGUUCCUCAGUCUUAUCUUUCAGUGAUGGGGUUAGAAUAUUUUGUAGCUUAAACCGUAAGAAGGAUAUAGCCACAUUUGUAGUAAGAAAACAGAAACCACUGUUUAUUACAACCACAUCUAGCUGCUGUCGUCAAGGCAAAGGGUGGCUACUUUGAAGAAUCUCAAAAUAUAUUUUGAUUUAAUACUUUUUUUUGGUAAUUACAUGAUUCCAUAUGUUA